UCCACAUCCCACAUCCAUCCUUCCCCCUCCAAACCACCCACAAACCACCCACGCGCUCCAUCUCUGCUCACAAACCGCCCACCGAUGGACGACGUCCGUGGGAUGUCUGUCCAGGCCAGACGCAUAUAUACCCCUUGUGUCUCCAUCUACCCCCCUUCCCACCUUCUCUCCUCCUCCUCUCUCUCUCCUCUUUCUAUUCUUCGAUAUGUCCGCUUCUGUCGUCGUCGUCGCUGUCGUCUUCAAGGGUGUCACUACGAGCGUGAGACGGUUACCUCCUUGAUGUUUUGAGUCGUGCUUUGCUUGGUGCCAUUGCCUGUCUGUCUUGUCUUAUCAACCCAAUCAACGACCAGCCAACCAAUCAAUCCAUCAUUCUCACUUCUCUCACCUCACCACCAACCUACCUACCUGUAUCUCCAACCACCCACCUCCCACCCACCUCCCACGACACCACCGCAAACCGCAACCCUGGCUCUCACAUCCCCCCUCCCCCCCUCCACCUGGGGGAGCACGAGCACCACCAGCACCACCAGCACAACCAGCUGGUCCCACCCCGCCCAACCCUACACAAUGGACCUCCGCGGCCUCCUCCAAUCUCACCCCCACCACCACACCUCUCACCAACAGCCAUACGACCACCGCCUCCCCGCGGCGCAACCCUACACCUCCCUCCCCAUCUCCUACGCCUCGCCCUCUUAUAUCGCUAUUGGACACCACCACAAUCACCAACACCACCAGGCGCAGGGCCAGCAGCAGGGACAGGGGAUGUAUGAUUUCCCAUUCUCUCACCCGCAGCAGCAGCAGCAGCAGGGGGAACAAUCGACGUAUCUGAGGCGCCAUCAGGGGUAUCAGAAUCAGAUGCCUACCUCUGCGCAGCAGCAGCAGCAGAGCAGCUAUCCCCAGCAGCAGCAGCAGCUUCCGAGGAGCUAUCAGAGUGGAAACGCCCAGUCGAUGUAUGGGAAGACUACGGCGAUUGCGCCUGCGGGUGAGGGGUGGGGAAAACACCAGCAGCAAGUAGGGGGGUAUCAGCAAUCCCAAAUGCAGACACAGGUGGUGGCGCAGAGUACGGAUGUUGAUGCGUUGAUGCGGGCCAUUCAAGCUAAACCCGCCGGUGAUAACGGCAGCGCCAGCGAAGUCGCAUCAGCUGAGAGGACAAGGGAUGUCAGCGCGGAGAGAGAGAAGAACGCCAGUCGUGGAGGAGGCGCGACGGGGAUGAAGAAUGGUGGAAACGGGAGGGAGGAACCGAAGAAACGGUAUGAAUGCCAUCUUGGGGAGUGUCGGAAGGCGUUCUUCCAGAAGACGCAUUUGGAGAUUCAUAUUAGGGCGCAUACGGGGGCGAAGCCAUAUACAUGCACCCACCCCACCUGCACCCACGCCUUCUCCCAACUCGGCAACCUGAAAACCCAUCUCCGGCGCCACACCGGCGAACGCCCCUUCGCCUGCCCGACCUGCGGCAAAACCUUCGCCCAGCGUGGGAACGUGCGCGCCCACGCUGCUGUCCAUGAUGCGGGGGGGGCGGCGAAGAAGUUUGUGUGUCGACUGGAUGGGUGCGGGAAGUGCUUUACGCAGUUGGGGAAUCUGAAGAGUCAUAUGAAUAAAUUCCAUGUGGAGACGUUGAGGGGGUUGACGGUGAGGUUUGGGGAGAGUGAGAAGCGGGGGAGGGAUGGCGGGGAGGGAGAGGGGAAGGAGGAGGAAGAUGAUCUCCUCGAUUACUUCAGGAGUCUCUACCGCAACGCAAACAAAGGCAUCAAAGGCCGCGGAAAAGGCCGCAAGGUCGCCUCCACCACCUCUACCAGCUCCACCCCACCCUCACUCAGCUCUUCAACCUCCUCCCUCUCCUCCCUCGCCUCCCUCUCCUCCCUCGCCUCCCUCGCCUCCCUCGCCUCCCCCCCUCUCUCGCCUCCUACAUCCACAUCCUCCUACAUUGGCGGUAUUCCCGCACACUACAGGAUGGGAAUGGGCAUGGGUAUGGCGCCGGGGAUGGACGGGAUCGAACUGUUCGACGGGAGCAGUUCUGGGAUUGGGUCUCCCUGCGCUAGUAGUUUGGGGAGUUUGUACGAGGUGGGGGGGACGUAUGAGGAGGAGGAGGGGGGGGAAUUGGCGUUUGGGGAUCGGAUGUAUUGAGGGUCGUGAUGGGUGGGCAUUUUUUUUUACAUACAGGACGG
Molecule: messenger RNA, 2162 nt
Organism: Pseudogymnoascus destructans
Lineage: Eukaryota; Fungi; Ascomycota; Leotiomycetes; Thelebolales; Thelebolaceae
Exons: 2
Coding region: 568-2121 (517 amino acids)
Biological process (GO): regulation of transcription by RNA polymerase II
Cellular component (GO): nucleus
Molecular function (GO): DNA-binding transcription factor activity, RNA polymerase II-specific; RNA polymerase II cis-regulatory region sequence-specific DNA binding
Source: RefSeq, a predicted model, not a curated record